AAAAAAUCUGACAUGAAUAAUUUUGACAAAUAAUUUCGCCACUUCUAUUUAUUUGUAUGUAGUGUUUACAAAUUUUAAUCUAUUAUCUAAGUUUUAAACGCAGUAUUUGCUACUCAUUUCACACACCAAAUGUCUGAUACAGAAUCUAAAGACGAAAAAAAACCUAUAGUUAUAAAAAAUGCAACCGAUCUACAGAGAUUAAAGCUCGAAAAACUUAUGAAAAAUCCAGAUAAACCGGUGGUGCUACCAGAGCCACCAAAAUCAAAAUCAUUGGCUCCUCCGCCUGAUUUUGUAAGAAAUGUAAUGGGAUCGAGCGCUGGCGCAGGUUCCGGGGAAUUCCAUGUUUAUCGACAUUUGAGAAGAAAAGAAUACGCUAGGCAAAAGUUUAUACAAGAAAAAAGUGAAAAGGAAAAAUUAGAUGAUGAAUAUCACAGAAAAAUAGAGCAAAACAGAAGACAAGCCGAAGAGAGAACAGCAAAGAAAAGGGCCAAAAGGUUGAAGAAAAAACGAAAUGCAAAAUUAAAAGGAAAAAAACCAAAGACUGAUAAUAAAGAAACUGCAUCAUCACAAUCGGAUAGCAGCAGUGGGGAAGAAGAUAAUGAUGCUUUGAAAGACUCCACUAAGGAUUCACAGAAUGACAGCAGUGAAGACAACACGGUAACUGAAGAAAACAGAAACAAACUAAAUGAGUAAACUUGUUAAUAAUACAUGUAAUAAGAAAGUUGUUAAAAUAAAUACUAAGCUCAAAUUA
This is a messenger RNA of Manduca sexta (tobacco hornworm), 751 nucleotides long. RefSeq names its product PRKR-interacting protein 1 homolog. The transcript has 3 exons. Gene Ontology annotation, molecular function: protein kinase inhibitor activity; double-stranded RNA binding; protein kinase binding. The coding region runs from base 130 to 693 and encodes 187 amino acids. NCBI's taxonomy places the organism in Eukaryota, Metazoa, Arthropoda, Insecta, Lepidoptera, Sphingidae. Gene Ontology annotation, cellular component: nucleolus. The record is from RefSeq and is a predicted model, not a curated record. Gene Ontology annotation, biological process: negative regulation of protein kinase activity.